Molecule: messenger RNA, 1349 nt
Organism: Aethina tumida (small hive beetle)
Lineage: Eukaryota; Metazoa; Arthropoda; Insecta; Coleoptera; Nitidulidae
Product: lanC-like protein 2
Exons: 9
Coding region: 84-1313 (409 amino acids)
Biological process (GO): peptide modification; carbohydrate metabolic process
Cellular component (GO): plasma membrane
Source: RefSeq, a predicted model, not a curated record
AUUCUAUUGUUUUACUCAAACUUCCUUCAAAUUUUAUUGUACAACUACAAAUUACCCAAAAAACCCGUUUACAGUUACUUACAAUGCAAAGAUUUUCGCACUUUAUUCAAGAAAAGUAUAAAAUGGCAACGGACAAACACUUUUCGAAUCCAUUCCCUGAUUACACCCCGGAAUUGGGGGCGAGUUUCAUUGACGGGCACAGGCCAAAACCGUCUUGUAAAGUCACAACUUGCAUCCCAAAUCGUUUGACGGCCACUUUUAAACAGUUAGAGAAGGUGGAAAGGGGUGACAACACGAUUUAUACUGGCUCAGGUGGUGUGGCUUACUUAAAAUACAAGCAUGAUCCAAACGACCCAAACAAUUUAAACGAAGUCUUGUCAUUGCUAAACUUAAAAAGCUUGAGGGGCCGAAGGCAAACCUUUCUGUGUGGAGAUGCCGGUCCAUUAGUUUUAGGAAUUCUGGCGAAUGCUAAGCUGGGAAACAGAGAGGAGGCUGACAAACUUUAUAAAAAAUUGGAGGCAAUGAAAGACGAUGUGCUUGAGGUGGACUCGGAUUUGGCCAAUGAAUAUAUGUAUGGAAGGGCCGGUUAUUUAUACGCCUUAUUAUUUUUAAAUAAGAACUUACAACCACCUUUAGUUAGUGGGGAGUUAAUCAGAUCUGUAAUUGAGGCAAUUUUGAUUUGUGGACAAACCGAAGCAAGAAAGCAACGUUCAAAGUGUCCCUUGAUGUACCAGUGGCAUGACUCUUAUUACCUGGGGGCAGCCCAUGGCUUAUCUGGAAUUUUGUACCUACUUUUGAACUGCACUGAAUAUUUAUUGGAAAGUGAAAUUAACACACUCAUUAAACCCACAAUAGACCACUUGGCAACCUUAAAGUUUAAAAGUGGCAACUUCCCAUCAUCACUAGGAAGGGAGCAAGAUAAGUAUGUGCAGUGGUGUCACGGAGCCCCAGGAUUCUUGUAUAUGUUCUCCAAGGCUUACACAGUUUUCCGGGAUGAAAAGUACUUAAAUCUAGCCCUGACUUGCGGAGACGUUAUCUGGAACAGGGGUUUGUUGCGUAAGGGCUACAGCAUUUGCCACGGUGUUGCCGGGAACGGGUACUGCUUCCUAGAACUGUACCAACUAACGAGGGAUGAGAAGCACCUGUACAGAGCUAUCAGAUUCGGGGAGUGGUGCGUGGAUUAUACAAAGAGGCAUGAGGAAAAGUUUCCAGAUAGGCCUUUGUCUUUGUAUGAAGGAAUUGCUGGUCCAUUAUAUUUCCUAUUGGACCUCCAGCACCCCAUGAGUGCUAAAUUUCCAGGAUUUUCAUUGUAAUUAAAUAUUUUACUUGAAUAAAUGCGUUUUUGAUUG